CUAUCCUGUGUGUAAGUCGAUUGUUUUGCUGAAACGUCAGUAAGCAGAGAUAUUAAACACAUUUGUAAAGUAUUCGCGGAGAAUUUAGAAAUCAGUUCGUGGUUGUGGUUUGUGGAAAUGUGCAGGUUCCGAACACCCAAUUUUUUUGUAAAUAUGGGAAUAACACAAUGAUUUGAUAUAUAUUUAAAGGGAUGAGCAGUCUACAAAAGUUGAUUCCAGGAUGUCGUCGCGAGUAUUAAGAAAGUUACGUGGUGAAGAGAACUUUGAAGAACCAGCUGCAAACAGCGAAACAGAACUUGAUGUGACUGUUGGAGGAGGGGCGAAAAGGAAAGAUUUCAAUGUAAAUCCAUAUGAUUUAUUAAUCCAGCAGAGUCAUUCAGAAUCAGAAGUUAAAGAGGAUGACAAUGAAACUGAGACAACAUUAGCUGCUGAAGGCACUCAAGAUGAAAAUGUCUUUGUCAAACGGAAGAAAAAGAAGAAGAAAAAGAAAGCUACAAAACCAGUUUUCACAAAUAAUCGUAAAAGCAGUGAUGAUAAUAUUGAGGUUUUAGUUGAAGAGCUUAUGCCAGGAGAAAAUACUGAUAUUGUUAGUGUCACAAACAAAGACGGAAAAAGUGAGCAGAUAAGACCAUUGCUGGAGGUUAGACGGAAAAAUUUGAAUCCGAACAAUGAACUGAAAAGGAUAUUUGGAUCCCGGAUAAUUCAGAAUGAAACCAGGAGGAGAGGUCAUGGGCGAACGUAUAUAAAACAGCCAUUGUUAAUUAAGCCGAGAGAAAACUGGUUGCCUAUUACUAAAACAGGUAUAUCAAUGCGUGUGGUUUCUUCUCCAACAUUUACAUAUGAACAUAAUGCAAAUUAUCGGCAGGUGCAGAAGAAGUUUCUGGAAGCUGUUGAUAGCCUGAAUCCAGAUAACAUUGUGUCAAUUAUCAAUGACCAUCCCUACCAUGUGGAUGCACUCAUCCAAUUGUCGGAUUUGUGUAAACUGAGUGAAGACUUACAGAUGGCUGCAGAACUGAAUGAACGAGCAUUAUAUUGCUUGGAAAGCGCCUUUCAUCCAACGUUCAACAUUAUCACAGGCAACUGUCAUUUAGAUUACAGGCGACAGGAGAACAGGGCACUAUUCAUCACUAUUUUUAAGCACUUGAUGUUUGUAGGCCAACGUGCAUGUUACCGAACUGCACUGGAAUUGUGCAAAGUUCUGCUUUCACUCAACUUUGCAGAUGAUCCGUUGGCUGUUGUGUUGUGCAUAGAUUUCUAUGCAUUACGAUCACAGAAGUAUGCAUGGCUUGUUGCUGCUGCUGAGGAAUGGGAAGCAACACGGAAUGUUUCACAAUUACCAAAUUUUGCAUAUUCACAUGCUCUGGCCCUUUACCACCUGGCAGAAACAAAUCAGUGUGAACCAGAUGCUUCAGAUAUACAAAUUCAAAAGGCUCUCAUAAUGUUUCCUGGUGUGCUGAUGCCUUUGUUGGAAAAAUGUUCAGUGCAGCCAGAUCCAAGGGUAAUAAGGCAUAACUUUUUCACCUCACAGGCUGAAAACAGUCAAACUCAGCCACUGCAACAAUUGGUUCAGUUGUAUGUCUCAAGAACAUAUCAUGAAUGGAAAGAUCCUAAAGUGAUUGCAUGGCUAGAGAAGAAUGUAAAUAUUGUGCUGGACCGUGUUGACAGUAAAGAUGCAUUUGUUCUGGACAGUGGUGAGAACAGAAAAAAGAGGUAUAUGAAAACACCAAGGAAUGUGCUUCGUCACAUUGUGCUGUCAGAUCUCAAAGAUGUUUCAGGAGCACUGCCAUCUGAUGUUCAAGGUCCAGUCCUGAGCUUUGAUCCAUUUCCACCACUAGACUCCAUUGAUAUCUACACAAGGCCACAGCGUUUGAGAUCUGCAUAUGAACGUUCAAACGCAUUUUCAAUGUUUUUUCGCUCUUUGAUGCCAAACUUCAACUUAAACCAACCAGCUGCAGCAGCUGUUGUUGCAGAACGUGUGGAAAAUGAAGCAGCUGAAGCAGAUGCCGAUGCAGGGGCAGGAGGAGCAGCUGCAGCUGGGGUAGAACUUCGCAUCAGUGUAACAACAUUGUUAGAUGCAAUGCGAGACUUGUUGUCAAAUAUUUACACAUCGGAUGUGGUGCAUGGUGACCACUAUUUGGACAACAAUGAAGAAGAAGAAGAUGAUGAUGAUGAUGGGGAAGAUGAGGAUUACUAUGAUGAUGAUACUGACAAUGAUUGAGGUUAAUUAAUAUGUAGUUACUGUUCUGUCAAAUACCUUAAAACCUGAUGCACAUAAAAUGUCAAGACAUCAGAAAAACAAAAUUUUUAUUAUUGUCUGUGCCACUUCAUUUAUGAUCAAAGGAAACUAAGCCCAAGAUAACAUGCGUUGUGUGUGAUAUAAUAUGAUCAAAGUGUGGAGUUCCACUUAAUUUGUAAAUACAGUCUUGUUAUUGUUGA
Molecule: messenger RNA, 2436 nt
Organism: Schistocerca gregaria
Lineage: Eukaryota; Metazoa; Arthropoda; Insecta; Orthoptera; Acrididae
Gene: Nulp1
Product: transcription factor 25
Exons: 10
Coding region: 221-2218 (665 amino acids)
Cellular component (GO): RQC complex
Source: RefSeq, a predicted model, not a curated record